Carya illinoinensis is the source of this 1730-nucleotide messenger RNA. RefSeq lists its product as uncharacterized. NCBI's taxonomy places the organism in Eukaryota, Viridiplantae, Streptophyta, Magnoliopsida, Fagales, Juglandaceae. Bases 1377 to 1649 code for a protein of 90 amino acids. The record is from RefSeq and is a predicted model, not a curated record. The transcript has 4 exons.
UGGAGACAGGCCUAACUGCAACCAGAGCAUAGAAACCAUCAUUAUCAUUUCUACUUCCGCCGCUGCCACGCGCUUUUUAACCUCUCCUGCAUUCAAGACCCCCCGGUGCGCCUCUCUCUCUGUGUUCAUCGUCGGAACCAGUUUCAGAGGUUGUCCCUAGACUUAUUGUAAUGUUUUUGAUGUUUUUAUGGUGCAAAACACACUCUUGGUAGAAUUAUUCUAUAUUUAAUGGGAAUUCGACUAAAUUAUUCUGUCUGAUUAGAAAAAAUUAUCAUUGUAAUUUUAUGUCUUAGCUGCCCUAUAGUUAACCAAUCAUUUCCAAAAAUUCAAUUUUUAUUUAUUUAUUGUUGCUGUUUUCAUUCGAAUCACAAAUUUGGCUCUUGAAAUAGAUUGAGUUGGUUAAGAAAUCAAGACGUUACAGUAAAUGAAGACAUCACGACUGUAAGCAGACUUUUUGUUGUUAAAAUACACCCCCCCCCCCCUUUCUCUCGCUUUUAUCCAUAUUCGCGAGCAUAAAGUUCUUCAGACUUUAGUGAUGCAAUACAAAGCUUAGUUUUGCAUCAGGGUAGGUCUUAGUUUCAAAUCUUCCUGAAGAACAAAAUGGGUUGCGGAAGUGGAACUCGUUCCUAACUGGGUUAACAGUAAAGCAGCUGUCGCCUGUAGGGGUAAAGUCCACUUGCAAAGGUGAUUGAAUGCCUUUUCCAUUAACUGGGUUUGUACUUGGUGAUCGCAUACUACAGAAAGUCUUAUACCCAUGUAUGAAGCAUUUGGGAUUUAGGAUUUUAUUGUGAAUUCUCUUUUAUUCAUCCUAUAUAACGCUCUUUUUUGUGUAUGUCAAUUUUUUUUUUAAUGUUUUACUAGGGGCCAUCCAAGAAGCAAGUGGGACAGCGUUAACCAAUUAAUGCAAAGAAAAAUGAAGUACUUUUUUGGAAAUGGAAAACAUAAAACAAUCUUAGGUGUAAAUUGGUUGGGCGUAGGUUGGUGACUAAUUCAAAUGUGAAUGUCGACAGUUCAUGCAGGGGUUGUAAUUUAGGAAAUAUAGGUUGGAUAAUACGAUGAAAGGAAUGCAAGGGGGUGAGAUGUUGCUGGGGUAUCAUUUUUGUCAUUUUUUGUUAUUUGGUUAGAAUGUUCUCGGUAUUGUUAAGAGGAAUGUUUAUUUGUUUAAAUGAUGUUUGGAGAUAGCUUAAAUCAAUAACGAAACCCAGGUUAGAAGGGAUCUUGCAUUGUUUUGGAGAAGAAUGUUAAGAAAGUGAAUAUAAAGGCUCAAAAGCAUAACUAACCCCGACCCUACAUACUAUUCAAUUCACAAACUAGCCCAUGAUGCAGAUUUCCUAGGUACAAAAUUAGGAGUAGAGACUCAGCAGCACCAAGAAACAAUGUUAGCAAUAGAGAGAGCAAUUCGAAGAAUCCACACGGCUGUAGAUGCUCCACGCCUCACCAGAUUUGCUCUUCAUGCUCCUAAAUGUGUAGAGGUGGGAUUUGCUGAUGGUAGCGUGUUUAAUUUGCCAGCUGAAUUUCUAAGAGUUAACAGCCCAGCUGUUGACGGAAAGAUAAGGUCUAUGGGGGGUGAAAAGGUAAUAUCAGGAAGGCGUCAUGUGGGAAUCAUGUCGGCAGAACCUGUAGGAAACUAUGGGGAUUGUGUUCGAUGAUUUGCAUAAAACUGGAAUAUAUCCGUGGGACUAUUUCUAUCAUCUUGGGAGUAACAAGUUUACCCUCAUGAAAAAUUAUAU